Molecule: messenger RNA, 3226 nt
Organism: Oryza sativa Japonica Group (Japanese rice)
Lineage: Eukaryota; Viridiplantae; Streptophyta; Magnoliopsida; Poales; Poaceae
Source: RefSeq, a predicted model, not a curated record
CCAGCCAGUUGGGUAGAUAUCAGCGCGCGGGUUCAGACGCGGAGAGAAUUCUGAAUUCCGCACUCAGAUUUUCGGGCGAGAAGACGAGUGACCAAGUUGGGACGGGAGCACGAGCGAUUGGCGCAGGGCAGAUUCAUCAGAGGGAUAAAGCAAGAUGGUGGCCAAUGGAGAUGCCCCGGCUAGAGGGAGUGCAGCAGCUGCUGCAAGCUUGCGCAGGCGUAGAACCACCAGCAGUGGCACUGGUGGAGGCGGUGCCAGCACAAUGCUCCAGUUCUACACCGAUGAGGCUGCUGGGCGCAAGAUGUCCCCGAACUCAGUCCUCAUCAUGAGCAUUGGGUUCAUUGCCGUCGUUGCUCUUCUGCAUGUUUUCGGCAAGCUUUACCGCACCUCCGCCUAGGCUGUCAUUAUCAUACCCGCAUGCGAAAUUUGUCAACAGAGGAACCCGUAGCCUAAUGGAAUAGCAAAUGACUAUCAGAGUAUGAAAAAUUUUGCUGUUACCAUCAUACCAUGGAAUCUUAUAUAGUACCUUACAAUACUAACCUGUUGUGGUUCUGUCCUUACAAGUCGUUUUUGGUCAUUGCUAAUAGUUAAGUCUUAUGUUAGUUUCUGUAGUUCUGUCAUAUUUCUGCUCUUAUCUUUAUCAGUCCUUUUCUUACCUGUGGCCAUCUCCCCUUAUCUCUGAAGUUGGGGCACUUGAUCCUUUUGUUUAUAUCUCUAUAUGUUAAGGAUCUGAAGCCCAACACUACAAUGCAGUAUGUGUUUGUUGUUUGAAAGACAGUUGGAUUGACAUGACAUUCUACCAGUGGGAUGUUUGAAUAAAUUCAAAUACUGAAUACAGAAUACCCCAAGUUUUUUCUUGAUAUAAGGAUGUUUGCAUUUGCUGAUUGGUGUUGGUUGGUACGCUGGUUGGUGACCAUGCAGUUGUAGAUUGCACCUGAAAAUGCUGGAAGCUGAACCUGACAAAAAGGUUGGCAAAUGCGCAAAAAUGAGGCUAUUGUUCUACUAGAAUUUCAGACGAGUUUUUUACAGAAAGGUUGUUGGCUUCCACUUCUGUCUUCCUUGCUGGAUUUGUGAUCUUGAAUUUCAACCGUGAAAUUCAUCUUCUGUGAAGACGGUCCCCCCUUCUGAAAUGCAAGCUAUCUGUUUGGAAGACUUGGAUAACACAGGAAUUCAGAGAAAACCCGCCCUCCAUUGUAUAUCUCGUAGUGUAUUCCGCCAGAGGUAACCAUUCUAUUCCACUACAAAUCAUCGGCCAAAAUUACCCGCGUGGCAUUAGAGUCAUGGAUGCAUAAUAUUUAUCAAUUAGGAUUCAAAUUCGGUUGCACAGUAGAGUGGGGUGUGCAUAUAAUAUUCAUCAAUUAGGAUUCAAGUUCAGUUGCACUUGUAAUGAGAAUUUACAGAGUUUCAGGGAUUCACCCAUCUUUCGUUUAAUCAAAACAGAAAAAUGAACACGGAGUACACCGUUAACAUUUGGUCCCUCAAAACGAUUCCACUGUACUGAGAAAAUGAGAAGCAACUGAAAGAAGGGAGCGAAACAAACCCAGCAAAACCCAUUUCUAACCACACCACGGUCACCUGCCACGCCUUCCAGAACCCGCCUCUCCUCCCGCCGCGCGCGGGCUCCAACCCGAUCUCACCGCAAAUCGAACGCUCCACAUUGAGCCACGUACACCGCCUCCUUCUGCUACAAAAACCCCAACCCACGCACCACCACCACCAUUUCCACGCCCCUCUCUCCAUUCCCCCACCUUUUCCAGCUUCUCGUCGCAAUCGCAACCGCCUCCCAAAUCACACAAACCCCAAGGCCAAAACCCUCGCCUCCACCACCACCACCACCGCCGCCGCCGCCGCCGCGCCGCCAUGAAGGGCCCCGUGGAGGUCACCUUCCUGGACGGCGACGACGACAGCGACGACGACGACCGGUGGUACUACAGCCCCAGGAGGGAGGCCGUCCUCUGCAUCGGCGACGACCUCGCCCUCGUCGACGUCACCUUCCCCGUGGACGACAUGGACACCAACCCGUGGUUCCGGGGGAUCGCGCAGCUGUGCCGCGGCCACCGCCUCCGCGCCCCGCUCGUCGUCGGCCUCGUCGCGCUCCGCGGCCGCGCGCCGCCCUACAACUGGUGCCCGUGGGACGCGAGCGGCGUGCGCGGCCACCCGCGGGACCCCCGCAACCCCAUCCGCUGCAUCGCGAUCUGCGUCGGCGGCUCCCACGCCCUCGUCUACCAGCCCUGCUGCGACCGCGGCAGCUCCAAGUACACCGGCGGCGUGCUGCCUUUCAGCGAGGGAGGCUGCAAGAUGGCGCGGCUCCGCGCGUUCCUGCGCGACAGGCGCGUCACGGUGGCCUGCGUCGGCGCGCGCGAGGCGGCGGAGAAGCUCGCGGAGGAGUGGGAGGUGGACGUGGCGCGGCCGGUGGAGCUCACGGAUCUGUUCGCGCGCGCGUUCGGCAAGGUGGCCGGGGUGGACACGGUGAAGCCGCCCAAGGAGCCGGAGCCGGAUAGGCGGUGGAUGACCACGUCGGCGCUCCUGAGGGCGGAGGCCAAGGCGGAGGCGGAGGCGGCCAAGGAGAACCACUACAGCUACAGCAAGCGCGGGAAGCGGCCGGCGGCGGAGGUGGUGAAGGGGCUGAGCAUGGAGCGCAUGGCGCACGUGGCGCUCGGCCCGGAGAUGCGGCUGGCGCCAUGGCCGGAGAAGGCGGCCGACGCGGACUGGGGCAGCUGCUACCUGGAGAAGAGCGACUGGAAGUACGCGGCGCGCGACGCCUACCUCUGCUUGGAGAUCGCCGCCGUCUGCCUCCAGAAGCUCGGCGCGCCCGUCGGUAACUGAUCCUCUCUCCCCUCUCCGGCGAGCCUACCAUUUGUCGUGUUCGUCACUAGAAUGAUCGUGGUGGUGGUCACGAAUCUGAUCGAUCUUGCAUGCUUACGAGCGAUGAUUAGUCAGGUCAGGUCUAAGUGAUGGGUUUAGUGUAGUUAAUCGUUGGAUUACAGGAUUAGUGCUAAUGCAGAUACGGUAUAUGCCUCAGUCAGUAUGUCGUAAUGGAAUAAUCUCUAGUAGUGUCGUGGUAUUAUGGUAAGUAGGUGUUGAUGGGAGCUUGUUGCAUGGUGACGGUAUUACUUGGAUCAUCGGAUUGCGGACUUGAGAAAAUUGAGAUGUGUGGUUUGGUUUCUGACUGUUUGGGACUAUUUGAUGAUUUUACCUGUUCGUUCUCCGGCUUACAGUAGUACUA